AAGCGCAAGCAGGGACGCCAUCUUGAGGAGACACUGAACGCAGCGCUGCUUUUUAGUGACUGACAACAAUCUGGGGCGCAUCAUGAUGGGAUUACACACCACCAACAAGUAAAACAGCAUCACGGCACUUUUUCCGGGGGAGUUGCGGACUUUCAAAGGGGGGAAAAGGAGAGGAGCUGUCCCGGCGAGUGUGUUGGACCGCUCCGGCUUAUCUGACAGGAGAGAGGCCGCCCUGUAGAGCCUGAUGGCCGGCUAGCUGAGCUCUGGACUCGGCCGCGGCCUGUUCGGGAGGAGGAAGGGUGGUGACAGCGCAAAAAUGCUCCACCGCUGACUCCCAAACGAGACAUUGAACCCUACCCAGAGACUCGCUGCGAGGUGGACGACGAGCACGAUGCACUUAUAGAUUUUUUUUUUAAACCCCGCUCUUAACUUUCAAUUGAGUCGUCUUUGGUGUAGAGGCCGUGAGCGACAAGCGAAGGUGCCGUCUUGCGUUUCCACUCAACCCCGCAGACAUGUCAUCCAACUGCUCCAGCGCUGCGCCCGUCAGCGCCAGCAAAACCAAGACGAAAAAGAAGCAUUUUAUAGGACAGAAAGUGAAACUAUUCCGUGCGAGCGAGCCCAUUCUCAGCGUUUUAAUGUGGGGUGUCAACCAUACGAUUAACGAGUUAAGUAAUGUGCCUGUACCAGUAAUGCUGAUGCCAGAUGACUUUAAAGCCUACAGUAAGAUCAAAGUGGACAACCACCUAUUUAACAAAGAAAACCUGCCUAGUCGCUUUAAGUUCAAAGAAUACUGUCCCAUGGUGUUCAGAAACCUGAGGGAGAGGUUCUGCAUCGACGACCAGGACUACCAGAACUCUCUGACGAGGAGCGCCCCACUCAACAGCGACUCCCAGGGUCGUUUCGGCAACCGCUUCCUGUCCAGCUAUGACCACCGCUUUGUAAUCAAAACCGUGUCCAGUGAGGACAUCGCCGAGAUGCACAACAUCCUAAAGAAAUACCACCAGUUUAUAGUGGAGUGUCAUGGCAACACGCUGCUCCCUCAGUUCCUGGGCAUGUACAGGCUAACAGUGGACGGUGUGGAGACGUACAUGGUGGUGACCCGGAAUGUAUUCAGCCAUCGCCUCACCGUACAUCGCAAAUAUGACCUGAAGGGUUCUACGGUCUCAAGGGAAGCCAGCGACAAGGAGAAGGCUAAAGAACUCCCCACUUUUAAAGACAACGACUUCCUGAAUGAAGGCCAGAAGCUGCAGAUAGGAGACGACAACAAGAAGUACUUUUUGGAAAAGCUAAAACGUGACGUAGAGUUCCUGGCCACCCUGAAGAUCAUGGACUACAGUCUCCUGGUGGGCAUCCAUGACGUGGAGCGGGCAGAGCAGGAGGAGAUGGACGUGGAGGGCGUUGGAGACGAGGAGGAGUACGAGAACGACGGGAUGGGCGGAGGCGUGCUCACGGGCUCCUUCGGCACCCCACCCGACAGCCCCGGAAACCCCCUCAACUGCGGAGGAUUCUUCGGCCCUGGAGAGUUCGACCCCUCUGUGGACGUUUACGCAAUCAAGAGCAACGACAGUGAGCCUCGUCCUUCACAUCCGUCUGACUUACGUGCUGUGAAGAAGGAGGUAUACUUCAUGGCUAUCAUCGACAUCCUCACGCACUAUGACGCUAAGAAAAAAGCUGCACAUGCUGCCAAAACUGUGAAACAUGGGGCGGGGGCGGAGAUCUCGACGGUGAACCCGGAGCAGUACUCCAAACGAUUCUACGAGUUCAUGUCCAACAUCUUGUCAUAGACUCAUCUCUCUCCCCCUUCCCCCCCAUCGCCCGGUCCAGCCAGUCACUUUUUCCUGUCAUAGAUCUGUCAGAUGCCACGCACUUAUUUCUUCCCUUUCCCUCCAUCACCUCAGUAUAGGUCCACCAUAUCUCAACCCAACCCCCCCCCUCUCCCUUACUCCCCCUAAAACUACCAGUAUCCUUCUAACAGCCAGGACAAGUCUGGCAAGGAAAGGAUGCUUAGAGGCUGUUACACUGUCCCACACACACACACACAUAUAUAUACAGAUAAAGCAAUGACCCCCCUCCCCGUUUCUCCUUGCCCACCUCCAACUACCACCUUCUUGGCUCCUUCAUCCACUGCAAUGAAAACUCCUGACACACCCUCACUGAAUUUGGAACAACACCCUGAUAACUCUUCCUCUCCUUUUUUUUGUUUUGUCUUUUUUUAAAUUCCUCCUCCUCUCACUCCUCCUCCUCCUCCUCUUCUUCUUCCUCCUCAACCCACCUUGUUACACAUCACGCCAGCACGGGAACUGUCUCACUAAUGCCUUGAACGACGAGUGUGUCCGCUUCAGCAGUUUAACAGUCCGUUUUAGUAAAAAGUCUCUUCGGGUUUUCUGUUCAUGUCGUCGUUGUUCUUAUGAUUUCUUUUAGACACACACACACACACACUCUCUCUCUCUCUCUCACACACACACACACACACACACACGCAGAUGUAGACAAACUCGCACCGAUGCAGAAUGGUCAAUGCAUGACAAACAGUCGCCAUCAGGCUUCUCUCUCUCUCUCUCUCAAUAUCAACAAAAGAUGAUAAUAACAAUAGUGAUAAAAAGUACUGCUGACAAAUUGGAACAACAGGAUUAAACACAUGACUAUAUAAAGGUGUAAUUACGUAAAAAAUGAAUGCAAUAUCAAAAAUGCAUGGCUGAUGUGUACAUGAGACUCCACCAGUAAGUUGAAACAUCAAACCACUGAAACUUAGCAUCUGAGUGUUAAAAACAGAGAAAAAAAAUCAAGAAAAAAAUUUGGUGUUUGAAUGUUACGUUGCCAUAUUGUUUUUGAAUAUUUUUGGAAUUUUUAACCGUGAGCUUGGUGGAGGUCGGUCUGAGAAGAAAAAACAGAAAAAAACAACAAAAAAAAAUCACAUAAAAAAGGGGAAUUCUGCAGCAAAUACUUGUUUUAUUACCAUAAGAAUCAUUUUUAUAUCUUGUUUACAUUAAUGUAGCAAUUUUGUGUUUGUAUACAGUAUUGUUUUGUUACCGACAGACAUUAGAAAAGAAAAAAAAGGUUACUUGAAAAAUGAUUCAUUGCAUAUUAAAGGGAGUUUUAUCUUGU
Molecule: messenger RNA, 3105 nt
Organism: Scomber japonicus (chub mackerel)
Lineage: Eukaryota; Metazoa; Chordata; Actinopteri; Scombriformes; Scombridae
Product: phosphatidylinositol 5-phosphate 4-kinase type-2 beta
Exons: 10
Coding region: 513-1784 (423 amino acids)
Biological process (GO): phosphatidylinositol metabolic process
Molecular function (GO): phosphatidylinositol kinase activity
Source: RefSeq, a predicted model, not a curated record